This is a messenger RNA of Strigops habroptila (Kakapo), 4598 nucleotides long. It is a transcript of the gene GRM3, whose product is annotated as glutamate metabotropic receptor 3. NCBI's taxonomy places the organism in Eukaryota, Metazoa, Chordata, Aves, Psittaciformes, Psittacidae. Gene Ontology annotation, biological process: G protein-coupled glutamate receptor signaling pathway; regulation of synaptic transmission, glutamatergic. Bases 1455 to 4124 code for a protein of 889 amino acids. Gene Ontology annotation, molecular function: group II metabotropic glutamate receptor activity. Gene Ontology annotation, cellular component: membrane. The record is from RefSeq and is a predicted model, not a curated record. The transcript is spliced from 6 exons.
UUUCCCUUUUGCAUCCAGUUUUGCUGCACUCUGGAGUGAUCUUUCUCACUAACUAUUUCCCUUCUGUCUUCCCAUAUGGGAGAGUUAGAAUAUAUACAGAUAACAUGCAUCGUAUAUGCAUAAGUUUAGUUAUAUACAUCUACAUAUAAACAUAUAUUUAUAUAUUUUGUAUCUAUAGAUACACAAAUGCGUUAUUUUUCUAGGGGAUGCAGUACAUUCUUUUUCUAGGCGAUUAAUACAUUCUUUUUCUAGGGGAUGUAGUACAUUCUUUUUCUAGGAGAUUAAUACAUUCUUUUUCUAGGAGAUGUAGAGCAGAAGCAGAUUUGUCAAGCCGGCUGGAUAAGAGAAGGCAGGAGGAUGGUGAUACAACACCCAGCACUGCCUCUGCUCUCCCGUCUGCUCUCAGUCCCCCCUGCCCGCUCACGGCUUUUUGAGGAUGCGACAAGCCUCAGCGCCAGAGCGCAGCAUCCUCGGAGGGUCGCCCCCCUCAUCACCCCGAGUCCCCGUCCCCGCCCAAUCAGGGCGCUGGGGGAGGGAUGCUCGGGCAGGGAUGCAGGGUUGCCAGGCGACAGCAGCGUCCCCGUGUCCCCCCCUCCCUCUGUGUGUCCCCCCGGGGACCGGGCUGCGCUCCUGCCCGCGCUGCCGGCGCGGUUAAACAGCCGCGGGGCCGGCAGCCUCGCAGCGUGCGGAGAGCGGCUCGCCUCCCUCCGAGGGCUGCCUGCCCCAGCCCCGCUCCCCGCCGCGCCGGGGGCAAUAGCCAGCCUCAAAGUUAGAGCUAGAAACGCAGUAAAUGAAUAAGCGGUAGGAAUUCGCCUCUGCCGGCCCCUCCGCUGCGGAGCUGCCGCAUGCCCCGGGUGCCGGGAGCGGGUUCUCACUCCUCGUCUUCCCAACUCUAGGUCGCCUCCUAAUUUAAAGCUUUGCACCAGUCCCCUUUGUCCGGAAAGGAGCGGAAAUCUAGAAAGAUGCCGGGCUGUGAAACGGGACUCCAGUUCACAGCGCUGGUACCAGGCGCUGCCUGGCCGAGGAGAGCCAAAGUUGCUCAGAGGAACGGGAAGCGGGUGCUCCAGGGGAGAGGGGAAGGGAAAGGGAUCAUCGCUUGGUGAUCGCGGUCUCUCCUUCCCGCUGCCUCCCUCUUCUCCUCCUUCCUUACCUCUGACCGCUUAGGAGGCCUUGAUGAGUUUGUAUAGGGAUCCGGUCCAAGGCGGGGGGGAGAAAGCGUGACUGUUCCCAGAGGAAGCAGCAGUUUGGGGGGUGAGACUCCCCUGUGGAUGUUUAACGAGCACAUCGGGAGGCUCGCGAUGCCCGGGAGCAGCUGGAGACCCUCGCCGGGACCUACCUUCAUUGCACGAGGUCCAGUGGAAAGACGUGUUGGCUUGUUCUUCACUGGCUUGUGGGACAGCACUUCAAAUUUGGCAAUGGAUCAGAAGGAUUGAAGAGCACAUUUGCUCCCACCAAUGUUUCUUAGAGCUGCUAAAACAGGACCAAUGAAGAUGUUCACCAGGCUCCAAGUCCUUGCACUAGCUUUAUUUUCCAAAGGAGUUUUCCUUUCCCUAAGUGACCACAGCUUUGUAAGAAAGGAGAUCAAGAUAGAAGGGGACCUGGUCUUAGGUGGCUUAUUCCCAAUCAAGGAAAAAGGCACCGGGAUAGAAGAAUGUGGGAGAAUCAAUGAAGACCGAGGCAUCCAGCGCUUGGAGGCCAUGUUGUUUGCCAUUGAUGAAAUCAACAGAGACAACUACUUGCUGCCAGGAAUUAAGCUCGGCGUUCACAUCUUGGACACAUGUUCCAGGGAUACAUAUGCCUUAGAACAGUCUUUGGAGUUUGUCAGGGCAUCGUUGACUAAAGUGGAUGAAACAGAGUAUAUGUGCCCUGAUGGCUCAUAUGCCAUUCAAGAGAAUUUACCACUGCUCAUUGCAGGAGUCAUAGGCGGUUCCUAUAGCAGUGUCUCCAUACAGGUGGCAAACUUGCUCAGGCUCUUCCAGAUCCCCCAGAUAAGCUAUGCCUCCACCAGCGCCAAGCUGAGUGACAAAUCCCGCUAUGACUACUUUGCGCGGACAGUGCCGCCGGACUUCUACCAAGCAAAAGCCAUGGCUGAAAUCUUACGGUACUUCAACUGGACUUAUGUGUCAACAGUUGCUUCAGAAGGAGACUAUGGGGAAACAGGGAUCGAAGCCUUUGAGCAGGAAGCUCGCCUCCGCAACAUCUGCAUCGCCACCUCCGAGAAAGUGGGCAGGUCCAACAUCAGGAAGUCCUAUGAUGGUGUGAUCAGAGAGCUGCUCCAGAAACCCAACGCCAGAGUGGUGGUGCUCUUCAUGCGAGGAGAUGACUCUCGGGAGCUUAUUGCAGCUGCCAACCGCUUCAACGUCUCCUUUACCUGGAUUGCCAGUGACGGAUGGGGAGCUCAAGAGAGUAUUGUCAAGGGCAAUGAGCACAUAGCUGCUGGGGCAAUAACCUUGGAACUUGCUUCCCAUCCAGUUAAAGAGUUUGACACGUAUUUCCAAAGCCUCAGCCCUUACAAUAACAGACGCAACCCCUGGUUCAAGGACUUCUGGGAACAAAAAUUCCAGUGUAAUCUCCAGAACCGAAAGCCACAUAAAAAGGCUUGUGACAAGCACUUCACCAUCAACAGUUCCAACUACGAGCAAGAAUCCAAGAUCAUGUUUGUUGUGAAUGCCGUGUAUGCGAUGGCCCAUGCCUUGCAUAAAAUGCAGAGGACUCUCUGUCCAAACACCACCAAGCUCUGUGAUGCCAUGAAGCAUCUGGAUGGGAGGAAGCUGUACAAAGAUUAUCUCCUGAAAGUAAACUUUACAGCUCCAUUCAACCCUCCCAAUGCUGCGGACAGUAUGGUCAAAUUUGAUGCCUAUGGAGAUGGGAUAGGACAAUACAACGUGUUCAAUUUCCAGUACACCGGAGGUAGAUACUCCUAUGUGAAGGUUGGUCACUGGGCAGAAACUUUAUCACUUGAGGUGGACAAUAUCCACUGGUCCAGGAGCUCUGUCCCUGUCUCCCAGUGCAGUGACCCCUGUGCUCCAAAUGAGAUGAAGAAUAUGCAACCAGGAGAUGUCUGCUGCUGGAUUUGUAUUCCCUGUGAAAUCUAUGAGUACCUGGCUGAUGAAUUCACUUGUGCAGACUGUGGGCCUGGAAAAUGGCCCACAGCUGACCUGACUGGCUGUUACGACCUACCAGAAGACUACAUCAAGUGGGAAGAUGCUUGGGCGAUAGGUCCUGUGACAAUUGCAUGUCUGGGUUUUAUUUGUACUUUUAUGGUCAUUGCAGUGUUCAUCAAGCACAACAAUACCCCCCUGGUCAAAGCCUCUGGCCGUGAACUGUGCUACAUAUUGCUCUUUGGGGUCUUCCUGUCUUACAGCAUGACUUUCUUCUUCAUAGCCAAGCCUUCUCCAGCUAUCUGCACCCUGCGUCGUUUGGGGCUAGGAAGUUCCUUUGCUGUCUGCUAUUCUGCCCUUCUGACAAAAACGAACUGCAUAGCCAGAAUAUUUGAUGGUGUAAAGAACGGUGCUCAAAGGCCUAAGUUCAUCAGCCCCAGCUCUCAGGUCUUCAUCUGCCUGAGUCUCAUUUUGGUACAGAUUGUGGUGGUGUCCGUGUGGCUUAUCUUGGAGGCUCCUGGCACCAGGCGGUACACUCUUCCUGAGAAGAGAGAGACUGUCAUAUUGAAAUGCAAUGUCAAAGAUUCCAGUAUGUUAAUCUCCUUAACAUAUGAUGUAAUCCUCGUAGUCUUAUGCACGGUAUAUGCCUUCAAAACGAGGAAAUGUCCAGAGAACUUCAAUGAAGCCAAGUUUAUCGGUUUCACAAUGUACACAACGUGCAUCAUUUGGCUGGCCUUUCUCCCCAUAUUUUAUGUGACAUCCAGUGACUACAGAGUGCAAACCACCACCAUGUGCAUCUCUGUGAGUCUGAGCGGCUUUGUUGUGCUGGGCUGCUUGUUCGCGCCCAAGGUCCACAUCAUCCUCUUCCAGCCCCAGAAGAACGUGGUCACUCACAGACUCCAUCUCAACAGGUUCAGUGUCAGUGGGACCGGGACCACUUACUCCCAGUCAUCUGCUAGUAUGUACGUACCGACCGUCUGCAAUGGAAGGGAAGUUCUGGACUCCACCACUUCAUCUCUGUGAUUGUGACUUGCGGUUCAGUUCUUGAGUUUUUAGACUGUUAGGCAAAAUUUUGCACAUGUUGUGCACUUUGGAAAACACCAGAAAACAGAAGAAAUCAAAACAAAACUAGUACCUUUUUUUAGAAACAGUGUAAUAAAUUAUUUUUGAGGAUUGUACAGUAUAUAGUGAUGUUCUGGAACUUUUUAGACUGAUUUUAGCCUUUCUGUUGUUAACGGUUGUAAGGGACGUGUAAAUAACCAUGGUUCACAAUGUGCAUAGUCCUGCAGUAAGGAAGUGAUUUGUUGCAAGCACAGUUGCAAUGUUAGGUGACUUCUUUCCUACGAAAUUUUUUUGUAGCUCCUUGUUGUAAUUAACUUAGACUGCAUUUCUAUGUUGUAUAUUACAGUUACCUUACGUGUAACAGAUUGGUUUUCUCAGCACAAAACAGCAGUAUUAAUGUAAAGGUACCAAUAAUAAAAAGAUAAAAGUUUUUCA